Vairimorpha ceranae is the source of this 2388-nucleotide messenger RNA. Its product is annotated as 2 family protein. Bases 1 to 2388 code for a protein of 795 amino acids. Gene Ontology annotation, molecular function: ATP binding; ATP-dependent DNA damage sensor activity; mismatched DNA binding. Lineage: Eukaryota; Fungi; Microsporidia; Nosematidae. Gene Ontology annotation, cellular component: cytosol. The transcript has a single exon. Gene Ontology annotation, biological process: mismatch repair. The record is from RefSeq and is a predicted model, not a curated record.
AUGAAUAAUAAUUUUUUAGCAACCAUGGAAUACAAAGAUUUUAGGUUAGAAUAUUGCAUAUUUGACCAUAAUGCUUUUUAUCUUGGAAGAUAUAUCUCGGACAGUAGACAAUAUGAUACAGGAGUUGCUAUUCUAGGAAGACAUAAUAUAAGUAAAUUGAUACUAUCAAGUAAUUGCAAUCAUAAAAUUUAUACAACCUUUAAAAUUACGAACAUUGAAAUAGAGCUUCUAAAUAAAAAACAUUUUAUUGUCAGAAAACGUCUUGAUGACGAACUUUCUUUUGGUUGUCUAAAUGCAAUGAUAUAUUAUUUAGAAACCAAUGUUAUGGGUCACCAUGUUGGAUAUUUAAAUGUACUCAAUUUAAAAUCAAUAGAAAUCGGUACUAUUGGGAAGUAUAAAGUUUUCAAACACAAUUUAAAUGAUUUUUUAUACAUAGAUUAUAAUACUAUUCAAGAUUUACGCCUUAAGGAAGAUUUGUUUUUAAAAAUUAAUUUUACUAAAACAAUACAUGGCAAAAAACAGCUGUUAAGGCAUAUGCUCUUUCCAUUUAAAAAAAAGAUUGAAAUUCUUCAAAGACAGAAACAAUUAAAUGAGAUUAUGAACAUAUCGUUGACUGCUUUUUUAAAAAAAAUUAAAGGAAUUGAACCUGACGGCGUUCUCAAUAUCUACAAACUUCCAUUGUUACUAAACUCGGUCAUAGAUAUACACGAGAUGCUUAAAAAUACAUCAAUUGGUUUUAAAAGCAUCAAACACGUAAAACAACUUUCGACACUUGUUGAUAUUUUUGAUGAAAAAGAACUAAAACCAGGUCUCUUUCCAGAAUAUGAUCAGCUACAGACAUUUUAUUUAAAUUUACCGCAAUACUUGAGCAAAAUUGCAAAAAAUAUUACUAAAGAUAUAUCAAUCGAUUUAAACAUUAUCUAUAUGCCACAAAUUGGUUACUUGAUUGAAUUGAACCGCAAUAUUGAUAUAGAAAAACUUGUGUGUGAUAUACCUGAUGAAUUUUUAAAUGAAAAGAAGUGUACUGCUGCUAAUGCUAUGGAAAACUCAUUAUUCACUGAAUCAGAAACAUAUUUUAAAAGCUCUACAUACAAUGAAAUAUUUAUACAAAAAGUAAAUAAUAUUAGCCAACUUGCUGAAGAUAUAACAAAUAAAGACAUAUACAAAUUUAGUACUUCUCUUGGAGCAUUGACUAAAAAAAAUAUUUUUAAAAGAUCAAAAAAGCACAGUUCUAUUGAUACUUUGUCAAAAGAAUUUGGAGAAAGUAAAAACCAAGAAGCUGCACAAAAAAAGCUAUUUAAGAUUCAUGAAAAGUUUUAUGUAAAAAACAAAGUAAUGAAAUUAUUAGAUAAAGAAUUCGGAGACCUUUCAAAUUUGAUUGAGGAAUUUAAAUGUUUUAAAAUAAAAGAAUUAAGAGAGAUCAUAGCAAGAUUUCCUUUAGAUGAAAUUUUUGAGUACAUUGGCACUAUUGAUGCUUUAAAUUCACUUAAACUAUUCUCGUUGACAUAUAAAUGUUGUAUGCCAAAAAUUAGUAAAGAGAAGAAAGUUAAGAUAAAAAACAUUUGGAAUUACAAUGCGGAUAUUGAAAUUACAAAAAAUAUAAUUUAUUUUGGAUCUGACAAUUUUUUAAAGUUAAUAGGAGAAAUGAUAAUUUUAUUCCAAAUGGGCUCAAACAUUCCCGCUUUAGAUGGCGAAUUUUAUAUAUUUGAUCAGUUAUAUACAUCAAUUCAAAUUAAUGAAUCAAUUAUUGAUAAUACCAGCUAUUUUCUUGCAUCUUUAAAAAAUAUUUCAAGAAUUUUAAACCAAGCAAAUUCAGAUUCAGUAUGCUUAAUAAAAAACUUUGGAGAUGGAACAAAUAUAAAUAUUGGAAUACAACUUUUUUAUGAAAUUCAUAAAAAAAUUCAAGAUUUUUUUGUAAUAUCAUUAUGUAAUUUUAAAGAAAUUUUUAAUCAUUAUGAAGGCGAGGAAAUAGAUAAAGCAAGUACAUUAAUUGAAAGUACAAACCACAUUAUCCCAGACGUACCAAAUGAAAGCACUUUUGAGCUAAAAAAGAAUUCUUUAAUACUAAGUCAAAUGUCGUCAAUUUAUUAUCAAUCAAAAUCAAUAGAAACCUGUAAGAAUUGCCUUUGUACGUCAUAUGAUUUUAAAUCGAUUGACAUAAAUUUGUGUAAUAUUUUGAUUACCACAUACAAUGGGGAUAGGUAUUCUAGCUAUUCUUUCUUAGACAACUUUGUGACUUCUAAAAAAUUUAAAGAUUUAUAUUAUGAAAGUCUAGAAUUGAUAAAAAAUGACUUACAUAAUAAUGAUCAAUAUAAUAUGUAUCAAUGGGCAAUAAAAACCGUAAACGAUUUUAUAAAAAAACAUAGAAAAAUUUUUAAUAAGAAAUAA